CAGUCCCCGCAGCCGCCGCGGCCUCCCCGCCUCCUGCUCCGCGCCGCGCACGUGGCCGCUCCCCGCUCCGCGCCCCACGUGCCGGCCCCGCCAUGGGCUGCCUGGUGCUGCAGGACGGGGCCGUGAUCCGGGGCCGCCCCUUCGGGGCCGCGCGCUCCGCCGCCGGGGAAGUGGUCUUCCAGACCGGCAUGGUGGGUUACCCCGAAGCCUUGACAGACCCCUCCUACAAAUCCCAGAUCCUGGUGCUGACCUACCCUCUGAUUGGGAACUAUGGCGUCCCGCAGGAUGAGCCUGACCAGUACGGCCUCAGCAGGUGGUUCGAGUCCAGCAAGAUCCACGUGUCGGCGCUGAUCGUGGGCGAGUGCUCGCAGAUCCCCAGCCACUGGAGCGCCGUGCGCUCGCUGGACCAGUGGCUGAAGGAGCAGAACAUUCCUGGGCUGGAAGGGGUGGACACGAGGGCCCUGACGAAGCGGAUCCGAGAGAAGGGGGCGCUGCUGGGCAGGCUGGUGCUGGAUGGGGCCCAAGAGAGGAACGUGCCCUUCGAGGACCCCAACAAGCGGCACCUGGUGCGGGAGGUGUCGGUGAAGGAACCCAGAGUGUUCAACCCCAGCGGCUCGGUCAGGAUCACGGCUGUGGAUUGUGGCCUGAAGUUCAACCAGAUCCGGUGCCUGUGCCAGCGGGGGGCGGCUGUGACCGUGGUGCCCUGGGACCACCCCCUGGACAGCGCAGAGUUUGACGGGCUGUUCAUCAGCAAUGGGCCCGGGGACCCGCUCUCGUGCUCACAGACCAUCGCCAGCCUGCGCCGGCUGCUGGCUGAGCCCCAGCCCAAGCCCGUCUUCGGUAUCUGCCUGGGGCAUCAGCUGCUUGCACUGGCCAUCGGCGCCCAGACCUACAAGAUGAAGUACGGGAACCGAGGCCACAACCAGCCCUGCAUCCACGAGGACUCCCAGCGCUGCUUCAUCACCUCGCAGAACCACGGCUUCGCGGUGGAGCCGGGUAGCCUGCCCCCGGGCUGGGCUGUGCUCUUCACCAACGCCAACGACCACUCCAACGAGGGCCUGGUGCACCACACCCAGCCCUUCUUCAGCGUUCAGUUUCACCCAGAGCACCGGGCCGGCCCCACAGACCUCGAAGGCCUCUUUGACGUCUUCCUGGAGACUGUGCGGGACCUGAGCACUGGCAGCCAGAACUCCAGAACAGUGCGCGAGAGGCUGCGGGAGUGGCUGGUGUACAAGGAGCCCCCGGCGGACAGGGACGCAGCCCGGCCCCGCAAGGUGCUUAUCCUGGGCUCGGGGGGCCUCUCCAUAGGGCAGGCCGGGGAGUUCGACUACUCCGGCUCGCAGGCCAUCAAGGCGCUGAAGGAGGAGAACAUCCAGACGGUGCUGAUCAACCCCAACAUCGCCACGGUGCAGACCUCCAAGGGGCUGGCCGACAAGGUGUACUUCCUGCCCCUCACGCCGGAGUACGUCACGCAGGUGAUAAAGAACGAGCGGCCGGACGGCAUCCUGCUGACCUUCGGGGGCCAGACGGCGCUGAACUGCGGGGUGGCGCUGACCCAGGGCGGGGUGCUGGCCCGGUACCGGGUGCGGGUGCUGGGCACGCCCAUGGCCUCCAUCGAGAUGACGGAGGAUCGCAAGGUCUUCGUGGAGAAGAUGGAGGAGAUCGACGAGCACGUGGCCCCCAGCGAGGCGGCCUCCUCCCUGGAGCAGGCGCUGGCCGCGGCCUCGAGGCUGGGCUACCCGGUGCUGGUGCGCUCGGCCUACGCCCUCGGGGGCCUGGGCUCCGGCUUCGCCAACAGCCGGGAGGAGCUGACGGCGCUGGUGAGCCAGGCCUUCGCGCACACCUCCCAGGUGCUGGUGGACAAGUCCCUGAAGGGCUGGAAGGAGAUCGAGUACGAGGUGGUGCGCGACGCCUACGACAACUGCAUCACCGUCUGUAACAUGGAGAACCUGGACCCGCUGGGCAUUCACACGGGCGAGUCCAUCGUGGUGGCUCCCAGCCAGACGCUGAACGACCGGGAGUACAACAUGCUGCGCCACACGGCCAUCAAGGUGGUCCGGCACCUGGGCAUCGUGGGCGAGUGCAACAUCCAGUACGCGCUGAACCCCGAGUCGGAGCAGUAUUACAUCAUCGAGGUAAACGCCCGGCUCUCGCGAAGCUCUGCCCUGGCCAGCAAGGCGACCGGCUACCCACUGGCCUACGUGGCAGCCAAACUAGCUCUGGGCAUCCCCCUGCCCGUCCUCAGGAACUCUGUCACCAACUCCACCACGGCCAACUUUGAGCCCAGCCUGGAUUACUGCGUGGUGAAGAUCCCGCGCUGGGACCUCAGCAAGUUCCUGCGAGUUAGCACCAAGAUCGGCAGCUCCAUGAAGAGUGUGGGGGAGGUCAUGGCCAUCGGGCGGAACUUCGAGGAGGCCUUCCAGAAGGCGCUGCGCAUGGUGGAUGAGAACUGCGUAGGCUUUGACCACACCGUGAAGCCAGCCUCCGACGUGGAGCUGGAGACACCCACUGACAAACGGAUCUUCGUGCUGGCGGCUGCCCUGCGAGCCGGCUACCCGAUUGAGCGGCUCUACGAGCUGACCAAGAUUGACCGCUGGUUCCUGCACAAGAUGAAGAACAUCACGGACCACGCGGUGCGGCUGGAGUCCUACCGCGAGGGGCAGAGCUCCAUGCCCCCUGACGUGCUCAAGAAAGCCAAGCAGCUGGGCUUCUCCGACAAGCAGGUGGCCUUGGCCGUGCUCAGCACGGAGCUGGCCGUGAGGAAGAUGCGGCACGAUCUGAAGAUCCUGCCCAUGGUGAAGCAGAUCGACACGGUGGCGGCAGAGUGGCCGGCGCAGACCAAUUACCUGUACCUGACGUACAACGGGACGGAGCACGACCUGGCCUUCCGCGAGCCCCACGUCAUGGUGAUCGGCUCCGGUGUCUACCGCAUCGGCAGCAGCGUGGAGUUCGACUGGUGCGCCGUGGGCUGCAUCCAGGAGCUGCGCAAGAUGGGCUACAAGACCAUCAUGGUGAACUACAACCCGGAGACAGUGAGCACCGACUACGACAUGUGCGACCGCCUCUACUUCGACGAGAUCUCCUUCGAGGUGGUGAUGGAUAUCUACGAGCUGGAGAGCCCCGAGGGCGUGAUCCUGUCCAUGGGGGGACAGCUGCCCAACAACAUCGCCAUGGCGCUGCACCGGCAGCAGUGCCGCAUCCUGGGCACCUCCCCCGAGGCCAUCGACUCGGCCGAGAACCGGUUCAAGUUCUCCCGCCUGCUGGACACCAUCGGCAUCAGCCAGCCCCUCUGGAAGGAGCUCUCCGACAUGGAGUCGGCCAAGCAGUUCUGCUGCAAGGUGGGCUACCCGUGCGUGGUGCGCCCCUCCUACGUGCUGAGCGGGGCCGCCAUGAACGUGGCCUACUCCGACAGCGACCUGGAGAAGUUCCUGUGCAAUGCCGUGGCCGUGUCCAAGGAGCAGCCCGUCGUCAUUUCCAAGUUCAUCCAGGAGGCCAAGGAGAUCGACGUGGACGCCGUGGCCUGCGACGGCGCGGUGGUGGCCAUCGCCAUCUCGGAGCAUGUGGAGAACGCGGGCGUGCACUCGGGGGAUGCCACGCUGGUGACGCCGCCCCAGGACAUCACGCCCAAGACCCUGGAGCGGAUCCAGGCCAUUGUUCACGCCAUCGGGCAGGAGCUGCUGGUCACGGGGCCUUUCAACCUGCAGCUUAUUGCCAAGGACGACCAGCUGAAGGUGAUCGAGUGCAACGUGCGCGUCUCCCGCUCCUUCCCCUUCGUCUCCAAGACGCUGGGGGUGGACAUGGUGGCCCUGGCCACCCAGGUGAUCAUGGGCGAGGAGAUGGAGCCGGUGGGGCUGAUGACAGGCACUGGGGUCGUCGGAGUCAAGGUUCCCCAGUUCUCCUUCUCGCGGCUGGCGGGGGCAGACGUGGUGCUGGGCGUGGAGAUGACCAGCACGGGCGAGGUGGCCUGCUUUGGGGAGAACCGCUGUGAGGCCUACCUGAAAGCCAUGCUGAGCACCGGCUUUAAGAUCCCCAAGAAGAACAUCCUGCUGACCAUCGGCAGCUACAAGAACAAGAGCGAGCUGCUGCCGACAGUGCGCACGCUGGAGAGCCUGGGCUACAACCUGUACGCCAGCCUGGGCACUGCCGACUUCUACACCGAGCACGGCGUCCAGGUGGUGGCUGUGGACUGGCACUUCGAGGAGGCGGACGGCAGCGAGGCCGGGGCCAAGGAGACCCAGCGCAGCAUCAUGGACUACUUGGCCGAGAACCACUUUGAGCUGGUCAUUAACCUCUCCAUGCGCAACGCCGGGGGGCGCCGGCUCUCGUCCUUCGUCACCAAGGGCUACCGCACCCGGCGCCUGGCCGUCGACUACUCCGUGCCCCUCAUCAUCGACAUCAAGUGCACCAAGCUCUUCGUGGAGGCCCUGGGCCAGAUCGGGACGGCCCCCCCGCUGAAGAUGCACGUGGACUGCAUGACCUCCCAGAAGCUCAUCCGCCUGCCAGGGCUGAUCGACGUGCACGUGCACACACGGGAGCCGGGCGCCACCCACAAGGAGGACUUCGCCUCGGGCACGGCGGCCGCCCUGGCAGGGGGCGUCACCCUGGUGUGUGCCAUGCCCAACACCCGCCCCGCCCUUGUCGACGCCAGCUCCUUGGCCCUGGUGCAGAAGCUGGCGGAGGCGGGCGCGCGCUGUGACUUCGCCCUGUACCUGGGGGCCACGUCGGACAACGCCGGCUCCCUGGGCCCCGUGGCCGGCACAGCUGCCGGGCUCAAGAUGUACCUGAACGACACCUUCUCCGAGCUCAAGAUGGACAACGUCUCGCUGUGGAUGGAGCACUUCGAGCAGUGGCCGAGGCACCUGCCCAUCGUGGCGCACGCGGAGAAGCAGACGGUGGCGGCGAUUCUCAUGGUGGCCCAGCUGUACCAGCGCCCCGUGCACAUCUGCCACGUGGCACGCAAGGAGGAGAUCCUCAUCAUCAAGGCCGCCAAGCAGAAGGGCAUCCAGGUGACGUGUGAGGUGGCGCCGCACCACCUCUUCCUGUGCCAGGACGACAUUGGCCGCAUCGGGGAGGGGCGCGCCCAGGUACGGCCCAUGCUGGGCACCCGUGAGGACCUGGAGGCGCUGUGGGAGAACAUGGACACCAUCGACUGCUUCGCCACAGACCACGCUCCCCAUACGAUGGAGGAGAAGCAAGGGAAGGAGCCACCCCCGGGCUACCCCGGCCUGGAGACCAUGCUGCCCCUGCUGCUGACGGCCGUCUCCGAGGGGCGCCUCGCCAUCGAGGAUGUGGUCAAGCGUCUCUACGAGAACCCCCGCAAGAUCUUCUCCCUGCCCGCGCAGGACGACACCUACAUCGAGGUGGACCUGGAGCACGAGUGGAUCGUCCCCAGCCACAUGGCCUUCAGCAAGUGCCAGUGGACGCCGUUUGAGGGCAUGAAGGUGAAGGGGACGGUGCGGAGGGUGAUCCUGCGUGGGGAGGUUGCCUACAUCGACGGGCAGGUGCUGGUGCCCCCUGGCUACGGCCAGGACGUGAGGAAAUGGCCCACGGGGGCAGUGACUGUGCCGCCUCCUGCCCCAGCCAAGGAGACUCUGAAGACCCCCGAGCGCCCCCGGCACACGGUGCAGAGCGAGACCCUGCGUAGCCGAGCGUCCAGCCCCCGGCGAGCGGGCCCCGUGGGAGACGGGCGCUUCCACCUGCCGCCCCGCAUCCACCGGGCCUCGGACCCCGGCCUGCCAGCCGAGGACGUGAGAGAAAAGGUCACCAAGAAGGCCACCGAGCCAGAUCUGGCUGUGACCCAGGACAGCUGCUGCUACCCGCCGGGGCUGCUGCCCAGACAGACGUCGCCCCCGAGCGCGCCCCACCCACAGACCUCCCCCCUGCUGCACCCCCUCGUCGGGCAGCACGUCCUCUCCGUCAAGCAGUUCACCAAGGAGCAGAUGUCCCACCUCUUCAACGUGGCGCACAACCUGCGCAUGCUGGUGCAGAAGGAGCGGAGCCUGGACAUCCUCAAGGGGAAGGUCAUGGCCUCCAUGUUCUAUGAGGUGAGCACCAGGACCAGCAGCUCCUUCGCGGCGGCCAUGUACCGCCUGGGGGGCUCCGUCCUGGCCUUCUGCGAGUCCAUGUCCUCGGCCCAGAAGGGCGAGUCCCUGGCCGACUCGGUGCAGACCAUGUGCUGCUACGCGGACGUGCUGGUGCUGCGCCACCCCCAGCCGGGGGCUGUGGAGCUGGCUGCCAAGCACUGCCGGAAGCCGGUGAUCAAUGCCGGGGAUGGCGUCGGGGAGCACCCCACGCAGGCCCUGCUGGACAUCUUCACCAUCCGCGAGGAGCUCGGCACCGUUAACGGCAUGACGAUCACCAUGGUGGGGGACCUGAAGCACGGGCGAACGGUGCACUCGCUGGCCUGUCUCCUGACGCAGUACCGCGUCAACCUGCGCUACGUCACGCCCCGCGACCUCCGCAUGCCCGCCGACAUCAUCCACUUCGUCGCCUCCAAGGGCAUCAAGCAGGAGGAGUUCGACAGCCUCGAGGAGGCUCUCCCCGACACGGACGUGCUGUACGUCACCCGCAUCCAGAAGGAGCGAUUCGACUCCGUGCAGGAGUACGAGGCGUGCUUCGGGCAGUUCAUCCUCACCCCACACAUCAUGACCAGGGCCAAGAGGAGGAUGGUGGUCAUGCACCCGCUGCCUCGUGUCAAUGAGAUCAGUGUGGAGGUGGACUCGGACCCGCGGGCAGCCUACUUCCGCCAGGCUGAGAACGGCAUGUACAUCCGGAUGGCACUGCUGGCCACGGUGCUCGGCAGGUACUAGGCCCCCCACCUGGGCAGUGCCAGCUGCGGCAGGAACCCCCGGGCUCCAGACCUGGUUAGCGAUGGACGGACCCACGGACGGACCCAGCUCCUUCCCCCCCACGAGCGACAGGGCCUGCGCCGAGCAAGGCCUCCCUCUGAGCCAGGGGGCGGGGGCUGGGCAGCGGGCAGGGCCAUGCCAGCUGGCUGGUUGAGGCUCAGAACGGGUCAUACUUGUAUCAUUCCAGGGGCAGAUCAGCCUGCAUGUGCUGUGGGGAGGGAGUGAGGUGGGGUGCGCUGCCCCUUCCCCAGACUCUGGGGCUCCCACGCUCCCUGGUAUCUGGGUUGAGGUGGCCCCUGCUGGCUUCCCGGGUACCUGUCCUCCUCCAGCUGGGGUCUGGGGCUGGCUCCCUUCGGCGGCUGGUAGUGGAGUCCAGGCUGUUCCCCGGCCCUCCUGGGCCACGGUUCAUUGUGACGGUUCCUAGCCCGCCCCCAGGAGAAUCUCCCUUCCCAGCAUGGGCAUGUGCUCUGGCUCCAGCUAACCCCGGCCCCCCCUGGCCUCCUCCCCCCCCCCCCCGCUUCAGCCCCCCGAGGCUGUGGCUCCCCAGUCACAGGGGUCAGGGGCCUCUUUUCCCCAGGUCUCCCUCCCCCUUUCCUCCACUUGCUGAGCAGCCCGUCUCUUGGAGCAGGAGUUUGGUCACCCCCAAGCCGUGUCCCUGGGCGUGAGCCUGGCCUUGAGCACAGUGAGGGGCAGAGCACGUUCCGCCCUGCUGGCCCCAUGGCGAGGGGGGCUGAGCGGCAUCUGUUCAGCGACUUUUCUACACCCACCACUGUGAACUGAAUGGCUUUCCUUGGGUUUAAUAAACUGAGCUGGAUGCA
Mauremys reevesii (Reeves's turtle) is the source of this 7666-nucleotide messenger RNA. RefSeq names its product carbamoyl-phosphate synthetase 2, aspartate transcarbamylase, and dihydroorotase (gene CAD). Gene Ontology annotation, molecular function: ATP binding; aspartate carbamoyltransferase activity; hydrolase activity, acting on carbon-nitrogen (but not peptide) bonds, in cyclic amides. The record is from RefSeq and is a predicted model, not a curated record. Gene Ontology annotation, cellular component: cytoplasm; carbamoyl-phosphate synthase complex. Gene Ontology annotation, biological process: L-glutamine metabolic process; L-arginine biosynthetic process; 'de novo' pyrimidine nucleobase biosynthetic process. Bases 93 to 6809 code for a protein of 2238 amino acids. NCBI's taxonomy places the organism in Eukaryota, Metazoa, Chordata, Testudines, Geoemydidae. The transcript is spliced from 44 exons.